Molecule: messenger RNA, 805 nt
Organism: Amphimedon queenslandica
Lineage: Eukaryota; Metazoa; Porifera; Demospongiae; Haplosclerida; Niphatidae
Product: phenylalanine--tRNA ligase alpha subunit B-like
Exons: 6
Coding region: 338-790 (150 amino acids)
Source: RefSeq, a predicted model, not a curated record
UGAACGGCCCCGCCUUUAAAACACGUGGUUGGCUUCACAUUAAAAUGGCGUCUCAAGCUGAGUCUUUACCCGAUGCUCUCUUGGAAGCUCUGGCAGAAAAGGGUCGAGUAGAUUCCUAUGAAUAUGCUACUAGUGUUGCUAGAAAUCACCAAGACGCGGUUGGAGCCGUAAAGAGUUUGGAAUCCUUUGGAGACUUUGGGUUAUAAAGACAGAGCAGAAACAGACUGAAUUGUCGGAGCUGGCCGAAGAAGGUAAAGAGAUAGCUGAGAAUGGUUCGCAUGAGGUUAGACUCUUUGAAGCAGUCGAUCAAUCAAAUGGAACACCACAAAAUGAACUAAUGUCUAAAGUUCCUAAUGCUAAGAUUGGUUUCAGCAAGGCAAUGUCCAACAAAUGGCUAAAGCUAGACAAAUCAUCACCAGGCCCACCACAAGUUUAUAGAAACGUGGAGUCAGUGACUGAUACUGUCCGGAAGUUAUUGUGUUCCCUCAAAGGUGAGAGUGGGAGGGGAGAACUGUCCGACGAGAAUUUGAAAGAAUUUAAGAAGAGGAAGCUCAUCAGUAGCAUUAUAAUAAAGAAUUACAUAAUCACACAGGGUCCUUCCUUUACCACUAGCAUCAGUAAAAAGAGUACAGAGCUUACUGCUGAAAUGAUACAGAAUGGUUCAUGGAAGAAUGAAGAAUUCAAGUCUUACAAUUUCAAUGCACUAGGAGCUCCACUUGCCACUGGUCACCUCCAUCCAUUGCUUAAAGUUAGGACCGAAAUACGACAAAUAUUCCUUGAGAUGGAGUGAGCCUUUUAUUAAACA